UAAUGUAGCUUCUCAGAUCAUCAAGCAAACAAUCACGUAUAGAGAUUAGAUCAUAAGUUCGAAGAAGUUAAGGUAUCAUAUCAUGGCCACAGCUUCCAAAAUUGGGUUCCUCACUCUCCUCGUCGUUUGGGGCAUUCUUGUAUUAGGAUCCAACAUGGAUCAAGCAGAAGCCCAAGGAUGCCCUAGAAAUUGUGACCCAGAUGCAGACUACAUGAUUUGUCCACCUAGUACCACUCAAAUUCGUGAAAUAUGUGAAAACUGUUGCACAGCAAAAGCUCGAGGCUGUCAACUCUAUAGCAAUGAUGGAAGUCCCAUAUGCAACUAAUUUCAGAAACAAGUCUCAACAUCAUGUGUAGUACUUGCAAUAUAUGGACUAGAAAUAAGGCUGGCCAAGUCUCAAAGGGUGAAGAAGAUAUAGUGUUGUUUGCUUUUCUUUGUUUUUAAUUUUAAUGUGUUUAAAAAAUAAAAAUGUAAUAGUAAUUACGGAAUAAUUAAGAAAGCUAGACACUUACUAUCCUUCUUUCGCAUUUCCUAA
Messenger RNA from Ipomoea nil (Japanese morning glory), 535 nucleotides. RefSeq names its product proteinase inhibitor PSI-1.2-like. NCBI's taxonomy places the organism in Eukaryota, Viridiplantae, Streptophyta, Magnoliopsida, Solanales, Convolvulaceae. The transcript is spliced from 2 exons. The coding region runs from base 83 to 325 and encodes 80 amino acids. The record is from RefSeq and is a predicted model, not a curated record. Gene Ontology annotation, molecular function: serine-type endopeptidase inhibitor activity.